AUGACCUCGACUCAAAUGGCUAUGGAUACGCCUCGGCCGGCCUCCAUUACUGCACCCUUGGACGCCAAGACACGAACGGCAGCAAUGGAGUCUAUCGAGGACAUCUUGUAUGGAUCGGUCGCCGGCAUAGUUGGCAAAUAUAUCGAGUACCCCUUCGAUACGGUCAAAGUCCGGCUCCAGUCACAGCCGGACCACCUUCCUCUACGCUACAAAGGGCCUCUGGACUGCUUCCGCCAGUCCAUCAAGGCAGAUGGCCUCCUCGGCCUGUACCGCGGCAUCAGCGCGCCGCUUGUGGGUGCAGCGGCGGAGAACAGCAGCCUGUUCUUCUUCGAGCGAAUAGGGCGGGAGACUUUAUACAAGACCGGGUUCUGCCCCCGUGAUGCGCCGAUGCCCCUCCCGGCGCUGUUUUUGACUGGAGCCUUUUCUGGCAUCUUCACAUCCUUCGUCCUCACGCCCAUCGAGCUCGUCAAGUGCAAGAUCCAGGUGCCGGAGCACGAGGCCGGGGCGCCCAAGAGGGCGCCGCUGAAGCCCCUGAACGUCAUUAGGGAAGUCUUCCGAAACGACGGAUUCCUCGGGUUCUGGCACGGCCAGAUGGGGACGCUGAUCCGGGAGGCGGGAGGGUGCGCGGCGUGGUUCGGCUCCAAGGAGACCACCUCCAAAUUCUUUAUGCACCAGAACCUGAAGAAGGCCAAGUCGCAGGCGCAAAGGGACGAGAUGCUGGCCAACCCGCUGCCGCUGUGGCAGCAGGCCCUGGCGGGCGCUUCCGCGGGCGUGGCCUACAACUUCCUCUUCUUCCCCGCGGACACGAUCAAGUCGCGCAUGCAGACGAGCCCCAGCGGCGGGUCGACCAUCAGGAGGUCGUUCUGGGGGGAGGCGGUAGCCCUGUGGCAGCAGGCCGGGCUGAGGGGCUGUUACAGAGGGUGCGGCAUCACAUGCUUGAGGUCAGCACCGAGCUCGGCGUUCAUUUUCAUGGUGUUUGAUGGGUUGAAGAAGUACGUGCCGCUUUCAUGA
Molecule: messenger RNA, 1011 nt
Organism: Diaporthe citri
Lineage: Eukaryota; Fungi; Ascomycota; Sordariomycetes; Diaporthales; Diaporthaceae
Exons: 2
Coding region: 1-1011 (336 amino acids)
Biological process (GO): mitochondrial L-ornithine transmembrane transport
Molecular function (GO): L-ornithine transmembrane transporter activity
Source: RefSeq, a predicted model, not a curated record